AUAUUUUAUUCAUUUUCUCACCAAUGCCUUGCACAAAAAUUCAAACUCCGUCUCAACGAUUAUUACCUGACGCGCCACGAUCCGUCCCUGAAGAAGCCAUUUUCGAACGAUGGAGCCGCCUAAGUCAGAUAUCGAAGUGAAGAUUGCGCAGCCGAUCGUCGAUCCGAAAGCUGCGGAUCAAGGACAGAAGAAGGGAGGCGGCAAUGCGAGCAUCGAGAUGAAAGGGAGCGACCCAACAGCGGCGCAACCGCCGGUUCGAACUGGAUCGAAGAAAAACGUCCAUUGGAGCCCCGAAUUGGUUUCCGGGUCUCAGGAACCGGAUCAUUCGUCUUACCCGGCCGGAUCUAAUCCGUACAUUGCUCGUUCUCCCCCAGAGACUUCGUUAAAAGAUACGAUGGAGUCUGUGAAAGGAGCGCUAGGGAGAUGGGGAAGGAAAGUUGCUGAAGCUGCCAAGAAGACGGAGAGCCUCGCCGGGAACACGUGGCAGCAUCUGAGGACUGCUCCGAGUUUUGCCGAUGCUGCUAUGGGAAGAAUUGCGCAGAGUACCAAGGUUAUUGCAGAAGGAGGGUACGAGAAGAUUUUCAGACAAACCUUUGAGACCGAUCCAGAAGAAGAGCUGUUGAACUCUUUUGCAUGUUACUUGUCCACCUCGGCUGGCCCUGUUAUGGGAGUUCUUUAUGUAUCCACUGCUAAGCUUGCUUACUCUAGUGACAACCCUUUAUCUUACAAAAAUGAUGGUCAAACCCAAUGGAGCUACUACAAGGUAGUUAUACCAUUACAUCAACUUAAAGCAGUGAACCCAUCAGCAAGCAUAGUGAAUCCUGCCGACAAAUACAUACAGGUGAUUUCGGUAGACAAUCAUGAGUUCUGGUUCAUGGGUUUCUUGAACUACGAAGGCGCUGUCACCUCUCUGCAAGAAUCUUUGCAAGACAGUGGUUUACGGUCAGUGUGAGUGAUUGAUACACACACACUUGGUGGAUUCUUUGAUGACCAUUUUAAGCCUAUUGAUGAUUGAGAUACUCUCUCUUUUUUUUCUUUUUUUUUUGCUUAGUUAUUAUGAUUACAGAAGACUCGAUUAACAUUAUUUGCAUCAAAUAUAUAAUCUCUAAAAUUCUUUUUGCUAUAUUAUGUCUGUCUUUUGUGCCAUAUCGUUCCAUU
Brassica oleracea var. oleracea is the source of this 1158-nucleotide messenger RNA. RefSeq names its product GLABRA2 expression modulator-like. The record is from RefSeq and is a predicted model, not a curated record. NCBI's taxonomy places the organism in Eukaryota, Viridiplantae, Streptophyta, Magnoliopsida, Brassicales, Brassicaceae. The transcript has 4 exons. Bases 110 to 952 code for a protein of 280 amino acids.